GAUCAUGUUUAAUGCCCACCAUUGAAAUUUACAGGAAUCCUAUCAUAUGUUCGCAAUUAUAGUUGCGGGAAGAUUGGCUCAAACAAAUUUUGAAAAGGUAAGCGACACUCAAAUUUUAUUUAAUAUAACUGAUGCAAGUACUAUAAAUCAUAUUGUUGUCUUUUUAACUGGAGAGAUUGCAUUUCCUGAAAAUAUGGGAGGGUCUGUUUUUUUCCAUGUAUCCCAGGACAGUUUAGAACCAAAUUUGCAAUGGAAAUAUAUUGGUUAUUUAUCAAAUGAAAAGCCAAGUGCAAUAUUUAAAAUAUCCGAUAAAUCCAAAAUUACAAGUUCAUUUACAUCAUCUUUACCACAACACAAACCAGCUCAAGUAGGUAUUUCCAUAGACUCACUGACCAAUAUUCUUAGUCUAGAGCAACUGCACCAUCCUCAGAUAAAUAAUUCUGCAAUUAUGCAACUUAGUCAAAAUCACACACCAAACAAUGAUGAAAAAGUGGAAUAUUGUGUAAAAAUGUUACAAAAUUUUUAUCACUAUGCCUCAUCUUUUGCUGCAAGUGGUGAAAGUAUAAAAAAUGCAUUAUCACUUCAAACAUUUGACCCCCAAAACACUGAUAAUUUGAAUAUUGCUACAAUUAGUAAAGAUGGUAGAUCUACCUAUUUUCCUACAUCCGCAUUGGAACAAUGGUACAAAAAUUUUAUGAACAAAAUCAAAAUUAAUCCAAAUUUUUGGAAGUCUAUAUCCAAUGAUUAAAUUAUAUAAUCUAAAUAAAGU
This is a messenger RNA of Gordionus sp. m RMFG-2023, 769 nucleotides long. Its product is annotated as protein Hikeshi-like. The coding region runs from base 47 to 748 and encodes 233 amino acids. The record is from RefSeq and is a predicted model, not a curated record. The transcript has 4 exons. Gene Ontology annotation, biological process: protein import into nucleus. Gene Ontology annotation, cellular component: cytosol; nucleus. Gene Ontology annotation, molecular function: nuclear import signal receptor activity; Hsp70 protein binding. Lineage: Eukaryota; Metazoa; Nematomorpha; Gordioida; Chordodea; Parachordodidae.